Molecule: messenger RNA, 2313 nt
Organism: Anopheles stephensi (Asian malaria mosquito)
Lineage: Eukaryota; Metazoa; Arthropoda; Insecta; Diptera; Culicidae
Product: keratin, type I cytoskeletal 9-like
Exons: 4
Coding region: 16-2313 (765 amino acids)
Source: RefSeq, a predicted model, not a curated record
CAGUUGAACUCAAUUAUGAAGACGUUCAUUGUGUUGAGUCUGACGGUGGCACUGGUGGCCGGUGCCAGCCUGGACAAGUCCUCGGCCAAGGAAGCGCAGGACCGUAAACUGGACGGACAGUCCAAGAAUCAUGGCAAGCGUGGCCUUCUUGACUACGGCUAUGGUUAUGCGAAGGAACCGGAACUACAGGGUGGCUUCAAGCCUUCCUUCGGCUACGACAUCACCGUGAACGAGCAUCACGUGCCACAGUUUAAGACCUAUUCUGCCCCCGAAUACCAUCACAAUCAGUACGCUCCGUACCACAAGGAACCUACCGUGUACAACUGGAAGGAAGAGAAGCACACCAUCAUCACCAAGAAAGUCCCCGUACCGUACCCGGUGAACGUGGAAAAGCAGGUGGUCAUUGAAAAGAAGGUCCCGGUGCAUGUGCCAGUGAAGGUGCACGUACCGUACCGAGUGGAGGUUGAGAAGAAGGUCCCGGUGUACGUUGAGAAGAAGAUUCACGUCGAUCGUCCCGUGCCGUACCCGGUGAAGGUGAAGGUCCCAGUCUACCACAAGGUGGAAGUCGAAGUUCCCAAGCCAUACCCGGUGCACAUCCCCAAACCGUACCCGGUGUACAUCGAGAAGGAGGUCCACGUCCCGGUCGUUCAUCGUGUGGAGGUUGAGAAGCCAUACCCAGUGUAUGUGGAGAAGCCGGUACUAGUGGAACAGCAGGUUGAACAGCACGAGCAUGAGCAUAGCCACGAGCAUGAGCAGAGCCACGAGCUUCAGCUUCACAGCCACGAGCAAAGCAGCCACGAGCUGCAGAGCCAUGAGCACAGUCACGAGCACAGCCACGAGCAUAGCCACGAGCAGGAUCAUACCGUGCAUCACAACAUUCGCCCAGUUGGCAUCAAGUCUACGGACUUUAUCUCAGAGCCAAUCAAUGUCGCCGAGCACGAACAUCAGUACGGUGAGGAGUCGCAGAAGAUCGAACGUAAGGUAGAGAGCGACCAGAAGGCUGCUUCGGAUGCUGCCAGCGAACAGUCCAAAGAGGCGGAAAAGCCCACCGAAAAGGAAUCUGCUCAAAAGAGCCUCAAGUAUCACCAAAUUGUCACACUUCUCACGCUGUCGGUAGCAAAUGCGCAUUUAUUUAAGAAAAAAAUGAUCCUCACCUCUGAAGCCGACGGUGGCCAUUCCGGUGGAGGUGGAGGUAGUUUUUCGCUGGGUGGCGGAAGCUUUGGCCUAUCUUUCGGAGGUGGUCUACAAGGAGCUGGUGGUGGCCAUGGAGGCUCUGUUGGAGGAGGCUAUGGAGGAGGAUCCGGUGGUCCGAGCUACUCAAGCGGGGGACAUGCUGGAGGAUACGGUGGAGGUGCCCCAAGCCAUUCCGGUUCAGGUGGUGGUGGUCAUCAAGUAGCUGGAAGCACUGCUUUCGCAAGUGCAAGUGCAAGUGCCAGUGCAAGUGCGGGAGGUGGUUCCUCGGGAGCACACACCGGACAAGGUGAUCAUUCCGGUUAUGCUCCAGCAUACGGAGGAUCGGGUGGAUACGGAAAUAAUGGUGGUAAUGUUGGUGGACCUGCAGUACAUGCACCGUCCGACCAGCUAACACCUCCUGCAGGUACAGGAGGGUACCAAGGGUCUGGUGGAGCAUCUCACAGCUAUGGCAACAGUUUCGCGAAUGCUGGAGCUAGUGCAGGAGCACAUGCCGGUGUGUCUCAAGGUUCUACGGGUGGUUCUUAUCAAGGUGGAGCUCCACAACAGUCAUAUGGCGCCGCUCCUUCCAGUGGAUAUGGGGGACACAGUGGACCUGCACCUUCCAACGGACAUGCUGGACACGGUGGGCAUGGUUUCACGAAGCAGAUCACCAUCACCAAACACGUCGAUAACAGUCCUCCGCCGCGUCCGAUCGUUAUUGAAAAGCCUGUCCCAGUGCCGGUCGAUCGACCCUACCCGGUGUACAUCGAGAAAGAGGUGCCGGUGGUGAAGGAGGUUCCGGUUCACUCGGGAGGCGGUGGUGGUGGAGGCAGUUACGGAAGUGGUUCGGGUCAUGCUGGAGCCAGUGCUAGUGCAAGUGCGAGCGCACACGCGGCAGCAAGUGCCGGUGGAUUCGGUGGUAGCUACGGUGGUGGUUCUAACGGCGGUGGUUACGGAGGUGGAAGCGGACACGUUGGAGGAGGUUACGGAGGUGGAAACGGGGGAGGGGUUGGAGGAGGCGGUGGAUACGGUGGAGGUAGCCAUGGUGGAGGUCAUGGAGGCGCAUCGUUCACCAAGACGAUUACGUUCGAGAAAACCUUCAACAAGCAUAAGCACCAUCUCCAUCACCACGGAUGGUAG